This is a messenger RNA of Trichoderma atroviride IMI 206040, 741 nucleotides long. RefSeq lists its product as uncharacterized. Lineage: Eukaryota; Fungi; Ascomycota; Sordariomycetes; Hypocreales; Hypocreaceae. The record is from RefSeq and is a predicted model, not a curated record.
AUGCCUCUUUCCAGCAAAAAGAACCAGGCGCUCGCAGCUGAGCAGCAACACCUCGCAGCUUCCGGCGCUGCAGGCCCCGGCCCCACCUACGGCUCCGGCCCCGGGCACGCAAACGCCUCAAACGCCGCAAACGCCAACCUGCCCGGUCCGGCGCCCUUCACAGCCGGGCCGCACCGCCACGACGUCCUCAACAAGCUGGAUCCCACCGUCGACAGCGGCACGGGCGGGAUGCAGGUCCUCACCGGUGCUCACCACAACACAGGAAUGGCCGGCGGAGUUCCAGCCCAAGGCGCCAUGGGCGGCAACAACCCCUACGGCGGCAAUGCCGUCGAUCCGACGCUGCCCAACGCCGGCAACUACUACACCAUGGGCACAAACGUCGUUCCGGGCAACAACACCGUGCCUCGAAACGCUCCCGAGGGCACGUAUGGCCCUCACACCUCUCGCCUGGCCAAUGCUGCUGAUCCGCGAGUCGACUCUGACGCAGACCACCGCCGAAGAGUAGGACUCGGCACCGGAGCUGGCUCAGGAGCUGCGGCUAGAGGCGGCGCUGGAGUUGGUGCCGGAGGAGCCAUGGGAACUGGAGGAAAUGCCAAACCCAUCUUUCCCCCUGGAGUGGGAGGACCAGCACCGACGACAGCAGGACCUCAUCGACAUGACAUUUUGAACAAGUUGGACCCGAGUGUGGAUAGUCGAUCUGCCACUACGGUUGAUGCUACUGGCCGCAAAGUCAUCCCCUAA